Molecule: messenger RNA, 14717 nt
Organism: Anolis carolinensis (green anole)
Lineage: Eukaryota; Metazoa; Chordata; Lepidosauria; Squamata; Anolidae
Gene: nectin1
Product: nectin cell adhesion molecule 1
Exons: 7
Coding region: 588-2174 (528 amino acids)
Biological process (GO): protein localization to cell junction; heterophilic cell-cell adhesion; homophilic cell-cell adhesion
Cellular component (GO): adherens junction
Source: RefSeq, a predicted model, not a curated record
CUCCCCUCCCUCCCUCCUCCCACUCCUCUGAGCUCGGUUCCUUUCCAGAUCGAGCUCGGGAAUCCGCGCGGAAGGAGGAGAGGGAUCCGCCCGCCACGAUGGAGCUCCGGAUCCCUCAGCAGGAUGAGGAUCUCUCGGUCCGCUAGAUCUCGAUAAGGAACCCACCAAACACCAAGCAAAGAGAGAAAGGGAGGAGGGGGAGAGAAAGAGGAGGGCGAGGGCGAGCCUUUCUUCCUUCCUUCCUGCCUUGUUUCCUGCGUGACUCCGGACACGCGUGAUUCCUAGCGUCGGGAAAGGGAUGCCCGGACCCUGAGGAGGAGAAGACGAGAAGAGGCGGGAAAAGAGGGGUCGAGAGAAAAUCUGCCUCUUUCUUUCUUCCCUCCUUUCCACGCGGGAUCGUGUCUUUGGCAGCCUUUCCACGAGGGAAACUGGAUAUAUAUACACAUCCUUCCAGCCGGGCAUCCUGAUCGCGCUUCUUCUUCUUCUUCUGGGUCUCUUCUCUCCCCCUCCCCAUGCCGGGUCUUGAAUGAAAGCCUCCCCUUGAAGCGAAGGAAGGAACGAAGGAAGGAAGGAAGGAACUGGUCUCGAUGGCGGCGGAGGCGAGCCCAGGCUGGCUCCGGAGCUGGUGGGCGACCGGCCUUUGCCUGGCGGCGCUAGGACCCUUCCCAGGUCUUUGGGCUCAGAUGGUGCUUGUCAACGACACCGUCUCUGGCUUCAUCGGGACCAGUGUCAUCCUCCACUGCAGCAUGACCAACCCUUCUCCCAAUGUGAAGAUCACCCAGGUCACCUGGCAGAAGGCCACCAAUGGCUCCAAGCAGAACGUGGCCAUCUACAACCCCAACAUGGGCGUCUCCGUCUUGCAACCAUACAAGGAAAGGGUCACCUUCCGAGAUCCAUCCACCAAGGAUGGGACUAUUCAGCUCUCACGCCUGGAGCUGGAGGACGAAGGCGUUUACAUCUGCGAGUUUGCCACGUUCCCCACCGGCAACCGGGAGAAUCAGCUCAACCUCACUGUCCUGGCCAAACCGACAAACCGGAUGGAGAGAACCACCAGGCCGCUUAUUGCCAGGUCCGGCAUGACUGAGAAGAUCGUGGUGGCCACGUGCACCUCCUCCAAUGGGAAGCCCCCCAGCACCGUGACGUGGGACACCAAGCUGAAAGGGGAGGCUGAGUUCCAGGAGAUCCGCAAUAACAACGGCACCAUCACGGUCACCAGCCGCUACCGCCUCCUGCCCAGCCGCGAGGCCCACCGGCAGCAGCUCAUGUGCGUGGUCAACUAUCAGCUGGACCGCUUCACCGACAGCAUGACCCUCAAUGUGCUGUAUGAGCCCGAAGUCAGGAUCGAUGGCUUUGAUGGAAACUGGUACCUCAACCGGAAGGAUGUGAAAUUGACCUGCAUAUCGGAUGCCAACCCUCCGGCCACCCAGUACCAGUGGAAGUUGCUCCCACAGACUAAAGUGGGUAUGGAUAGGAUGAACGGCUCCCUUCCGGACAACGUGGAGGUGCAAAACAGCACUUUGUUCUUCAAGGGACCGGUGACGUACAGCUUGGCAGGGACAUAUGUCUGCGAGGCCUCCAACACCAUCGGCACACGCUCUGGCCUGGUGGAAGUCAAUGUCACAGAAUUCCCCUACACCCCGUCUCCACCGGGCACAUCCGUGGCGCAGUCGACCAUCCCUACCGCUGUGAUUGGGGGCGUGGUGGGCGGCGUCGCCUUGGUCGUGGUGGUGGCCGUGGUGCUCCUGGUGGUGCUCCGGCACCGGCGCCACACCUUCAAGGGCGACUACAGCACCAAGAAGCACGUCUACGGCAACGGGUACAGUAAGGCCGGCAUCCCGCAGCAGCACCCGCCCAUGGCCCAGAACUUCCAGUACCCCGACGACUCGGACGACGAGAAGAAAGCCGGCCCGCUGGGGGGCAACAGCUACGAGGAUGAGGAAGAGGACGCUGCCGGAGGAGGAGGAGGAGACCGCAAGGUGGGAGCAGGCCCCAACAAGUACGACGACGACUCCAAGAGGCCUUACUUCACCGUCGAUGAGGGCGAGGCCCGCUCCGACGCCUACGACGAGAGGACACUCGGCUUCCAGUACGACCCCGAGCAGCUGGACAUUGCCGAUAACAUGGUCUCUCAGAACGACGGAUCUUUCAUUUCCAAAAAAGAGUGGUAUGUGUAACCUGUUCCGCCGCCCCUCUUCUCUCUUUUGCCCCCCUUCUCCUCCUGUUCCUCCUCCUCCACCUGCCACGUGCUGCCUCCCAGCCCCAGGGCUAAGGGCUGACAACGCAUGGCGGCCCUGCGGCAACCACGCAAACCACACACGAGCCCAUGCACGCACAACCAGCACGCCUUCAACAGCCCAGGACCUCUGGGGAAGGGCCGUAGCGUGCAAAUACUUUGCUACAAGAACUACUGCUUGUCCAGAAGACAACCAAGCCAAGCCGAGGUGGGAGGGACUGGACCUUUGGCUCAUCCAGUUUUCUUUUGGGGGGCUUUGCAUCGGAGAGAGUGGGGUCCCCACCCCUCCCUCCCCACUUUGGUUCCCCCAGAGAGGAUGCCUCCCCUCCCAAUAGUGUUGUUUGUGUUGAUCAGUGGCUUUGGUGUUAAUACUCUUUCCUUUAAUUACGACUCCCUGUCCUUGUAUAGUAUUACCAGCUCCAUCCCUCCCAGAACAAAUCCCCUCCUGUUUGUGUCUUAAGGUGUCUCUCGUCAGCCUUUGCCUGUCACCUCUCCCCAUUCCCACAAAAGAAAAUAACACUGGAAUUUGUAUGUUGUCUUAACAUUGUUCGAGGGAAGGGAACCAAAGACACGGCAAACCGGACUUUGGAGGGUGGGCGUUGCGUGUGUUGCGGGAGGGCCGGGGUUGUGCGCCGUGCCGCAGAGACAGAAAGCACAAAGGCACGGAAAGGAGGCAGGAGGUUUCACGGCAAGAUCCCUAUCCAUGUCUGCAUUUUCCUCGGGGGCUUCUCAUGCCUCUUCUCACGGCACCAAAUCCGUCUGCCUCGCACAAGAAAACCGAAGAGGAGGAGGAGGAGGAAACAAACCCAACCUUAACAAACUGCAUAAUGAAUGACUUCAUCGUCAAGAGAGCACACGUGAAAGUCAAACAGGAAGGUGCAUGAGAUCCAAGGAGGGCAAGUAGCCAUUCUCCUCCUUCGAUGUUCUGUCUCCUUUGGGUUUGUUUUGCUUUUCAGCUCUUAUUUCCAAUGGGAAAGGGGAAGUUCACCGCAUGACAACUUUGGUAGACCUUUGUUUACAUUUUCAUUCCAGCUUGCUUGCCAUUGUUUGCAUUCCUCCGUCCCCUUCCUCCCUGUGUAGAGAUAGAUCAGGGUUGGGGAAAUGGGUGAUCUCUUUCAACUAUAGGAUUCUGUGAUUUUAAUUUCAGGCCCUUAGGCCAAAUCUGGCAAGUUUUAGGGUCCGAAGUGACCCCGGAAAAGUCCACUCUCAAUAGUGCCAUUUGGUGCCAUCUCAGAUUUUAUAAGGUCUUUGGGUCCCAUUUAGGGAGAAAAUACGAAUAAAGAUUUAUUGUUGUUAUUAUUAUCACUACUACUACAAGGUUGUUUCCCUUAAGAUCAAAGAGCUUUGGGCUAAAAUAUGUUGACAUUCUGGAACCUUUGGUUGUGUCCAACCAUGGAAGGUAGGCGCUGAGAACAUAUCUAAAAUUGAAUGCAACCCUUGGGUUAGAAUAAGUUCCCAAACUUUAUUCUAGAUAGAUGCAAAUCAAGUCAAGAUGGCUAUCCUUCACCCUUGUAGGCCCAAUUUCCUCCUGGUUCCACCACAUCUACUAGUAGUAGCCCACCUCCUGCAAUCUCUCACCCUUGUAGGCCCAAUUUUCUCCUGGUUCCACCACAUCUACUAGUAGUCCACCUCCUGCCAUAUUUCACCCUUGUAGGCCCAAUUUCCUCCUGAUUCCACCACAUCUACUACUAGUAGCCCACCUCCUGCCAUCAGGACUAUGGUUUGGUGAAUAGAGCUGGUGGUGGUGACAUGUCCCUUCCCUUCAGUGUCUCUUGCUUGGAUAUUGUAGGGAAACAGAGACACUGACUCAGUGGCCAAGCCAUGGCUUCACGUGCUGCUUGUUAAACCAGUUGGAUUACCUGGCAUUUCCCUGUCCUUUGCCCAGGAAUCCACAGAAAUGACCAACGUUGGCAUCAUUAGGGCCAUAGCAGAUCUGCCAGGAAGAGAGCUUGAAUGCACAAACACUUUGCAACAGAAGCAUGUUGUUUCCAUGCUGCUGUCAGUGCUACAGAAACAAAGCAGAGGACCUGCAUGUGUAGCUUAAGCUGUGGGAGAAUGGUUUUGUCUGCAUGAUUUUGGACCCCCUUUUUAUCCACUUUCUGGGUCUGGUCCAGUUCAGAAACGCUUUUCUGCCGGUGUCUCCUAAGCAAACGUGGGAUUUUUGCCUUAUGGAUCAGUCGUACUGUGUCUCCAUUCCCUGCCAUGAAGUCUCUCCAUAGAGUUCAGCAGACUUGCAUCCUUAGCAGUGUACACAGAACCGGUGCCUUAUGGACCUUCCCCCCAAGGUCCUGACCACAGUGCUUAUCAAGGCACAUAUCAGAGAUACAGUAGAGUUCCGGUUAUCCGUGUUCCGGUUAUCCGAGCGUCCGUAUUAUACUCUACUGUAAUUCCAGUGGCAUUUGGGUGAUUUGCCUCCUCUGCUCUUGUGCUGCAGCAACUUGUUCAAUCCUGCUGCCUUUAUCUGCACUUGUCUUGGAAGCAAAACCUGACCUCAAUGUCCAAGCGCAUACUUGGCCUUCAGGAGACCCCAGGUUUAGUCCCAGACAGAACAUCUCCAGACAGAAGAGGCAACACAUAACCUGAGAGACCUUCUGCUUGAAAGACUCCUCUUCCAUUUGGAAGUAAUCACAAGACGCUCCACUAGAUCCACCCACCUCUUGAACAUGCUUAUUUUCUUCUUGCUAAAGAGAAAUAAAAAUGGGUCUCAUCCUGUGUCUUGUAUGCCUUCCAAGUCAUUUCUGACAUAUGGUGACCUUAUCGCAAGGUUUUCUUGGCAAGGUUUGUUCAGAAGGGAUUCGACUUCGCCUUCUUUUGUGACUAGACUCUGUGGGUUUCCAUGAAUAAAUGGGGAUUUGAAACCUGAUCUCCAAAACUGUAGAGUCCUAUGCCAAAACUACUACACCAUGCUGGCUUUGGGCAUCAUCAUAAUAUGCUUUCAUGUCACUGAUUGAGAACCAUUGGUUGCAAUCCAGGCUUCAAGUCCCUUUCCAGCCAUUUGUAUUUCCCCAAAAGAUCAUACUUUCUUCUCCUUAGCACUACUGCGUAGAUUUUCCCCAAUUUUCUCCAUUCUAAGGCUCAAUUCUCAAUUCUCUCUCCUAAGGCUUACUUACUGACAGCAACUUUUUAGCAAGUGUAGUUGCUACGGGGCUCUCCACCCUUAGUUCCAUAUAUGGAUCCAGGAAGGCAGAAUCUCAUUUGUGUGCAUUCCUGCCAAAAUGAAUCUCCACAGAUGUGGAGUUGGGUCCUAGCAGGCAAUCCUGAGAUAAUAUAAUGAUGAUAAUAAUGGUGCUGAAGAAUAGGGUCCAAAUACUCACUUGACCAUGGAAAUCCACUGGGCAAACCACACACUCUCGCCAAGGUAAAGGUUUUCCCCUGAUAUUAAGUCUAGUCAUGUCCGACUCUGGGGGUUGGUCCUCAUCUCCAUUUCUAAGCUGAAGAGCCGGCAUUGUCCGUAGACACCUCCAAGGUCAUGUGGCCGCUGGCAUGACUGCAUGUAGAGCCCUUAUCUUCCCACUGGAGUGGUACCUAUUGAUCUACUCAUAUUUGCAUGUUUUAUUAUUAUUUUUAUUAUUUGUAUACAUAGAUGAAAAUAGAAUGUAUUUUGUCCCAACUUGCUGACCUAUAUCCCAGAUGAGCUCUCCAAGGUGCUGAAAGCAGUGUCUUCUGGAUAGAUUCAGCACCUUGGAGAGCUCUUUUAAUGCCUGCGUGUUUUUGAACUGCUAGGUUGGCAGAAGCUGGGGCUAACAGCAGAAGCUCACCCCGCUCUCCAAAUUUGAACCGCCGACCUUUCAGUCAGCAAGUUCACAAGCUCGGCGGUUUAACCCGCUGAGCCACUGAGGGCUCUGUCUCUCUCAGCAAAGGCACCCCCAAUUGUCCCCUGAACAAACCUUGCCAGAAAACCUGUUGAGGGUGGCCAUGGAUUGGAAACAACUUGAAAGGUGUGCAAUCGCAGAAAAACUUCACGUUUGUUAGUAUAAGUUUGCACCAUUCCUUUCUCCUGUUGAGGCCAGGAGAUACAAUUUUUGCAGGGAAAAUAAUCACAAAAACGCCAAGCUUGAUCCCAGGCAUUCAGUAUCCAUAAGUAUUGAAUUGUUAUAGUCUAGUUUGCUUCUCUCUCCACUCCCUCCUGAGAAAUCAAUGGCUGGCGUUUGCUGCUAUGGCAUACCCAUAAUGUUAAAUAUUCCUUGAGACAGCCAGUUCUGUUGACAGGGUGGCCUAGAACGUCCCAACAGAGCAGCUGGCACCUUGGAAAAUCAGCCAAGGAAAAUGCACAACACACUCACAAAACCCCAGCUCUGAUCUAAAUAAAGCUGCCAUGUCCUCGGUCGCUUCAAGGCAGGGAACAGUUUGGCCAAGGUUGCCGCGAAAGAGAAGGCUGCAUCUGCAAAGCGUCGCUCAGGGCAUCGACUUGGCAGAUGGUAGCCAUCAUUCCCGCUCUCUGCAGAGAGUGCUGGGAAAUGUAGUUCAGCUGGGAAAAGGAUGCUAGGGAAUCCUCAGUGCUUGCACACAUAGACUGCAAACUCCUGGGGUUCUUUUGCCUUUGGUUAGACUGGAAUGAAGGUGAUAAACUACUUUGUUUCGUAGGUUUGACUAUACGGAGCUAUAGGAACAUAAGAAGAAACAGAGGAAAUGGGCAAAAUAGGGUAUUGUCCCCCAUACAAACCCCCUUCCCCAUAAUGACACGUUCCAUCAGUUCCCAAAUUACUAUAUAUACUCAAGUAUAAGCUGACCCAUAUAUAAGCCGAGGCACCUAAUUUUACCUCAAAAAAACAGGAAAACUUAUUGACUCGAGUAUAAACCGAGGGUGGGAAAUGCAACAGCUACCGGUAAAUUUCAAAAAUAAAAGUAGAUACCAAUAAAAUUACAUUAAUUGAGACAUCAGUAGGUUAAAUGUUUUUAAUAUUUUCGUAAAACUGUAAUUUAAGAUAAGACUGUCCAACUCUGAUUAAAUAAUUAUUCUAACCUUCAGUGUAAAUGGGCUUACAUAUCCUUCCAAUAAUAAAUAAUAAAUGAAAUAAAAUAAUAAAAGUAAAUAUGACAAAAUAAUAAUGAUAGAAGCCCUUCUUUUAAUCCCACGCCUUCCCACCAGGACCCUCACCCGAGUAUAAGCUGAAGGGGGCUUUUUCAGCCUUAAAAAGGGGCCGAAAAACUCGGCUUAUAUUCAAGUAUAUACGGUACUAAUAUUUUUGAAAUGAUUCCCACCUAAAACGUUUCCAUUUACCGUGUUCACAUUACCCUGAUCACUUCGCCCAUCUCUUUCCUUGGGAUGCCCAAACUCUUAUUUCUUAAUGCUAGAAUACUAGAAUAUUUGGAAGUGAAGGAAAAAAUUCAAAACUAUUAUGAGGAUAUAGUAUUUUUUUUUGUCUCCUGCCCCUGAGAUGUGCCUUGGGGAAAUCACACUGAAAUGCCAUCUCUGCUCCUUUGUUUUUUACCUUCAGUUUCCUGAUGGAAUUGAAUCUCAGUUGUCCGCAGCCAACGUAGCUAGUGAACAACACUAGCAAAUGUUACUCUUUGAGAUGAUAUCAUCUUAGAAACUUCCCCAAAAGUCAUAGUUACCAUCUAUUUCAGGAAUCGUAGUUCCAAAGUAAGUUUUCCAACGAGGAGGGAAUUUGUAGGAUAGCAACGUUUUGCAACCCAAGGUGGACAAGUCUGUCCAGGUUCAUAACCUCUAUUGUGGUCUUCUAAAGAUACAAUGGGGAAAAUUAAGGCAACAAUCCAUUUUCUCUAGCAUCUGGUGCUUAGACAUACAGUAGAGUCUCACUUAUCCAACAUAAAUGGGCCGGCAGAUUGUUGGAUAAGCGAAUAUGUUGGCUAAUAAGGUGGGAUUAAGGAAAAGCCUAUUAAACAUCAAAUUAGGUUAUGAUUUAACAAAUUAAGCACCAAAACAUCAUGUUUAACAACUAAUUUGACAUAAAAAGUAGUUCAAUAGAUAGUAAUGCUAUGUAGUAAUUACUGUAUUCACAAAUGUAGCACCAAAACAUCACAAUGUAUUCAAAACAUUGACUACUAAAAGGCAGGCUGUGUUGGAUAAUCCAGAACGUUGGAUAAGCAAAUGUUGGCUAAGUGAGACUCUACUGUAUUGUGGAUUCUGCCAAAAAUGUUGAGUUGGGGUUUGUUUUUGCAUUCAAAGCUCUAUGGGAGAAUUUUUCAGAACAAAAUCCCCAGCUACAUACAGCAUUUUCAACACAGAGGACAGCAUUUUCCACAUAGAGUUUCUGCAGAGAAAUAUUAUCAGAAAUGUUCCUAUUAGCUGUUAUCCACGCAAGGGGAAAAUAGUGUGAAAUUGGUCGAGAGCAAGACCUGAGCUGUGAAAAUUCCCAUCAGUCCAGGAUUCUCCUUGGCAGUUCCUAACAUUUGAAAAACACAAUUUUUUUUUGAAUAUUUUGUUUUCCUUCCCUACUUCCGGAGAGAAAAUUCUGCACGCGCCAAGGAGGCUUGUGAGCCCUUGCUGGGCAUGAAGGCUCCGGUGCCGCGUUGUUGUGGUUCCGUUCUGCAGCAUUGAUAAUCUCUGUAGAAAAUUUGGCACGGAUUCAGAGGGCCUGAAUUGAAUGUAAGACCCUCGCGGGACCCUAAUUAGCAAGGCUAAAUGAUUCACAGUUAAUCUAUAGUGUGAAAUGAGAUGCCUGCGGAAGCCAUGUAGAGAUAUGUGUGUGUGUGUGUGUGUGUGUGUGUGUGUGGAUCAAGGCUUUUGUCUGAGUGGGACUGGGAUGCAACGGACGCAACCAACGCCGUUGUAGGGCUCGGAAGCAUUGUGUCUGAAGUUCUUCUUUCUCAGAGCUAGAUAUGGGGUGUGUCUACACCAAGGGUCCUCAAACUUUUUAAGUGGAGGGCUGAUUCACAGUCCCUCAGACUGUUGGGGAGCCGGACUAUGAGGAAAUAGUAAAAAAAAAAAAUAAUAGGAUUGUUGUUGUGUGUCUUCAAGUCAUUUCAGACCUAGGUCAACCCUAAGUCUAACGUUUAGGACAGAGGCCAGGUCAAUGACUUUGGAGAGCCGCAUCCGGCCCAUGAGUCUUAGUUUGGGGACCCCUGAUCUAGACAAUCUCAAAAGACCAUCGGUAAGGAAAGAGACCUCCAAAGACCAUCUAGAUGGUCUCAUAAGACCAUCAGUAAGGAAAGGAACCUUCAAAGGCCAUCUAGAUGGUUUCAUAAGACCAUAGGUAAGGAAAGAGACCUCCAAAGACCAUCUAGAUGGCCUCGUAAGACCAUUGGUAAGGUAAGGGACCCUCAAAUGCCACCUAGAUGGUUUCAUAAGACCAUAGGUAAGAAAAGGGGCCCGCAAAGGUCAUCUAGACAAUCAUUGGAACACGCAAGCUCCAAUUACCGCGACAACAUCAUAAAACCAUAGGUAAGGAAAGUGACCUCUAGAAGCCAUCUAGAUGGUCUCAUAAGGCUGUAGCUAAGCAAAGAGACCUUCAAAGACCAUCUAGAUGGUCUCAUGAGACCAUAGGUAAGGAAAGGGGUCCCCAAAGGGCAUCUAGACAAUCUCAAAACGAUAGGUAAGGAAAGAGACCCUCAAAGGCCAUCUAGAUGAUCUCAUCAAGUCACCAGAAGACCAUAGAUAAGGACCCUCAAAUACCAUCUAGAUGGUUUCAUAAGACCAUAUGCAAGGAAAGUGACCUCCAAAAGCCAUCUAGACAAUUUCAUAAAACCAUAGAUAAGGAAAGGGACCCUCAAAGGCCAUCUAGAUGAUCUCAUCAGACCAUCAGAAGACCGCUGUUUUGUGGAUUUUAAAUAAACACCAAAAUACAGUAGAGUCUCACUUAUCCAACAUAAACUGGCCGGCAGAAUGUUGGAUAAGUGAAUAUGUUGGAUAAUAAGGAGGGACUAAGGAAAAGCCUAUUAAACAUCAAAUUAGGUAAAGAUUUUACAAAUUAAGCACCAAAACAUCAUGUUAUACAACAAAUUUGACAGAAAAGGUAGUUCAAUACGCAGUAAUGCUAUGUAGUAAUGACUCUAUUUAUGAAUUUAGCACCAAAAUAUCAUGGUGUAUUGAAAACAUUGACAACAAAAAUGCGUUGGAUAAUCCAGAAUGUUGGAUAAGUGAGACUCUUCUGUAAUAGUAAUAAUCAUAAAAUAAUAUAUAUGUUAUGUGCAUUUCUUCCUUGGAGUAAACAACAAAACCACUGAACCAAAUCACACCAAAUUUGGCCACAAAAGAUAUAGUCCAUCCAAUCUAUGUCUUUCAAUCAAAAAACCUAGAAAAAAGUCCAAAUUACAGAGGAGGAGGAAGAGCCGUUUUCCCCCUGGCUACCGGUCAGAAGGAUAGGCCCCGCCCCCUUUAGGCCUCGCCCACUUCGUGUCCUAACAACUUAGGCCUCUUCCACACUGUCUAUAUAAUACAGAUUAGAUUCAAGUAUAGAUUCAAGGCCCUUCCACACAGCUAUAUAACUCAGAAUGCCAAGGCACAUCCAUCUUCUCCAAACCUAUCCUAGAUUUUGCAUUUCUCAAAAAUUGGUCACAAUUCAAAAUCAGGCUUAGAAACUAAUGAGGUUUAAGGCUGAAGACGUUGAAUGUUUAGAGUGACAUCUCCCUUCCAACUCUAGCUUUUUCCCUAACAAGACGUCUUCGGGAAAUUAUCAUUUUGUUGGACCCAAAUCUUCCAGGCGGAGGGAACGUUAGUCAAAUAAAUGCAGGUGUAUUAUCUCCCAAGCUCUCUAAAUGCCAAACGGUUUUGCAGCGGUUUGCAAUUCUACAAAAACCCUCUCAAAUCUCUUUGACCAGAGACAGCAAAAUGGAAAGAUUUGCAUGCUCAGCUUUUGGGGAAGGUGAAGCCUUGUCUUCAAACGCAAGGAAGUUAAAGGUAAAUCAGUAUAGAGAGGAAUGUUUGUGGCUAAAAUAUUCUAGGAUUUCAACAUAUCAAAUCCAUUUUGUGGGCCAGCAAGAUGCUGCUAGCAAGAAGUUGAACCAAGUUGAAUCCUAUAUUGGGAGAAAGGCUAGAUGAAAAUGCAAUUAAAGUUAUAUAUAAAUUAUUUAUCCCUAUUUUCUGGUAUUCAAGGUAUAUUGCCCUUUGCCACAGAGGCUCCAUUUAGUAUCCUUGGCUUUGGUUUCUGCAAGAUCUCAUCCAACCCAAUAAUGUUUCCAAGGUACAGCACUGAUGACCUUGUUUUUUGGGCUCCUUUAUCUCUCUGAAAAGUCAGAAGGUGCCAUCAGCCCCAUAGAUGUGGGGUUGGCAAUAAGACCGCUCUUUGUCUAGGUCCCCAACCCACAAUUCCAGGCCAACGCAACAGCAUCCUGUGCCACAACAAACCAAAUCCGCUUGAAACAAAACACAGCAGGUGUUUUCCUGAUGGGAUUUAUGCCUGGGAUUUACCCGUCGCAAUUUGCCGGAGCCAUUUCAUUUUCUUUUAUUUAAUUACGAGACCGAUUUCCGUUCCUCUCCUCCUGUUGAAUCAUUUUUAUUCAGCCUGCUUAUGAGGAGAGAAAGUCGGAAAGCCAGCAGUUUCCUUUUCAGAAAGGCAACAGUUGGGAAUCUCACCAGGGACGAUGGAGGCAGAUAGUUUUGGGGAAAAGUUUCCCUUUGGACAGGAUCCCCAAGAGACCUAGGUUGCAUUUUCCAGGGUGUAUGGCCAUGUUCCAGAAGCAUUCUCUCCUGACGUUUUGCCCACAUCUAUGGCAGGCAUCAUCAGAGGUUGAAAAAGCUUGUUGUUCUUUCUUCUUGAUAAUUAAAAACUAAACUUCAAGUCAUCAUAAGACAAUUCCGUGACGUUAACCAGGUCGUUGUUAAGUCAAUCGGGGUUUUUUUCAUGUCAGGAGUGACUUCAAUUUGCUUCUGGUGUGAGAAUUGGCCGUCUGCAAGGAUGUUGCCCAGGGGACAUUGCCCUGUUGCCCAGCGGACAUGUUUUUGACAUUUUUACCAUCCUUGUGGGAGGUUUCUCUCGUGUCCCCACAUGGAGCUGGAGCUGAUAGAGGGAGCUCAUCCGCACUCUCCCCGACAGCCUUCAGGUCAGCAACUUAGCCUUCAAGUCAAAGGCUUUAACCCACUGAGCCACUGGGGACUCCCAAGUCAAUCGGUGGUACGAAGCUCAAACAUGAGAACAUAGAGAUGGGCUAAAAUUAUGCUGGAAAAAUAGUUUGGAAAAAUAGUAUGGAUGUGAAAAAACCACAUCACUGGGGGACAGAGACAAAAGGGUGGGAAAGCAUGGUCACAUUGAAGCCCUACUGUUUGAGAUGCCUUGAGGGGCAUCUACACUGUGGAACGAAUGCAGUUUGACGGCACUUUGAACUCAAUCCUCGGAGUUGCAGUUUGGUGAGGCGCCAGUGUCUUGCAAAACGACAUCACCCGAGAUUCCAUAGCAUUGAACCAUGCUAUAAUGAAUAUAAAUACUGUAAAUAAAAUAAAUAAUAGUCAAAGUGGGCUCGAACUGCAGUCAAUCUAAAGUGUAGACGCACCCUUGGAAUAGAUGCUGAAGAAGAAUAUUGGUGGACUAUAUUAUUGUUGACCUUUCCAAGCCAGAAGGACCAGGUAGGACAUAUUGGACCUUCUGGCCUGGAAGGACCCACUUGCUUUCCAAUUGCAAUGGACCAAAAUGCAAACGUCUUGAUUCAAUCCCUGGGAUUUUGGUAGUCAAAGUGGGCUCAAACUGCAGUCAUUCUAUAGUGUAGACUCACCCUUGGAAUAGAUACUGAAGAAGACUAUAUUAUUGUUGACCUCUCCAAGCCAGAAGGACCAGGUAGGACAUAUUGGACCUUCUGGCCUGGAAGGAUCCACUUGCUUUCCAAUUGCGACGGACCAAACUGCAAACAUCUUGAUUUAAUGUGCCCCAUAUUUGAAAGGCAAGGACGUGCAUUAUUUCCUGUGUUAAUACAAGGGCGCAGUUUGUUUUCUGUGGUGCUAAAAUAUAGAAAAGGGUCUUUUGUGUUGUCAAAGGCUUUCAUGGGUUGCUAUGAGUUUUCCGGGCUGUAUGGCCAUGUUCCAGGAGCAUUCUCUCCUGACGUUUCACCCACAUCUAUGGCAGUCAUCCUCAGUUCAAGUGGUGUCAAACGUCAUUAAUUCUACAGCCAAGGAAGCAAAGCAAAAGCAAACUGCUGCAGUCUCUCCAAAUUUGUGUAUUUUUUCUUAUUGGAAACUUUUGCCAUUUUGACCCCACUCUGUUGCUCGUCCCUACAUAACGGAAGGCAGGAAGAUUCCUUAUGUUGACAUCCUCAGCGAAAUCUUGGCCUUCCCAGUUGGCUCAGGCAAAAGCAAACUGCGGCAGUCUCUCCAAAUUUGUGUGUUUUUCUUUAUUGGAAACUUUUGCCAUUUUGACCCCACUCUGUUGCUUGUCCCUACAUAACGGAGGGCAGGUAGACUCCUUAUGUUGACAUCCUCAGCGAAAUCUUGGCCUUCCCAGUUGGCUCAGGCAAAAGCAAACUGCUGCUGGCUCUCCAAAUUUGUGUGUUUUUCCUUAUUGGAAACUUUUGCCAUUUUGACCCCACUCUGUUGCUUGUCCCUACAUAACGGAGGGCAGGAAGAUUCCUUAUGUUGACAUCCUCAGCGAAAUCUUGGCCUUCCCAGUUGGCUCAGGCAAAAGCAAACUGCUGCAGUCUCUCCAAAUUUGUGUGUUUUUCCUCAUUGGAAACUUUUGCCAUUUUUACCCCACUCUGUUGCUUGUCCCUACAUAACGGAGGGCAGGUAGACUCCUUAUGUUGACAUCCUCAGCGAAAUCUUGGCCUUCCCAGUUGGCUCAGGCAAAAGCAAACUGCGGCAGGCUCUCCAAAUUUGUUUGUUUUUUUCCUUAUUAAAAACAUACAGCCCCAAAAUCUCACAGCAACCCAAUUGGUCUUUUGUUUGUGCAAACGUUCCUUGGGUUCUUCUCUCGACGGGGAAUGUAUACGUCAUGGCUCCGUAGGGCCAGAUACUCAUCCGCUGUAAAUAGGGAUCCGUGGGGUUUGGAUGCACAUUAGAUUAAAACCUGGAUCGUUCCUUGAUUCUUUUCCUCCAUCCAAGACGGUAUUUCCUCGGCUCCAAUGACUGUAUCCGCUCCCUUUUCUUCCUCGCUCAUCCGCCCCAGCCCUUGCUGUAUUGAUCAUUGUGACAUAAGAGAAAUAAUUUAAAAAGGAGAGAGGAAAAAUCCAGCAGAUCUACUACUUUUUUUUUGUAAUCUGUGUUGUAAGUGCUUUUUUUGUAAAAAGAAAAAAAAGGAAAGAAAUGAGAGAGACCGCGCGUGUGAGAGGGAAAGAAAGAUUAUGAUGCAUAAUGUAAUGGACUGAAAUUGCUUUAUGAUUUUUCCUCCCGUUUUAUUUCGGUUUUUGUUUCCUUCCCAUUCUUUGUAAUAACUCCCCCUAAAAAAAAAAUUAUUUUUUUUUUGUUGUUGCCGUUGUUGUUUUUAUGUUUGGGGUGUAUCGGGGAAUAUUUUCUUUUUUUUUUUCAUUUGGAAGAAGCAGCGGUUUCACCUUCUUCCCUGACUUGUAUAAAAAAUCAGAUUUUAAAAAAAGAGAAAGAGAAAUAGUGGUUCAACUGUGGAAAGAAAUGUACUUUUUUAUAAAUAAAGAGUUUUAAAACAAA